CAUUCGGUUGGACCGAGAUUUUUGGUAAACGAUUCGCCAGUCAUAUUCCCAAAUCGUUGUUUUGUAAUUGAACCCUCCCUCUGCAACAAAACAACAACAAACAACAAAACAAACAACCUCCUCCUUCUUCUUCUUCUUCUUCUUCUUCUUCUGCAUAUGAAUCAAACACGAAGAUCCCCCAUAUCUCCGGUGAUUCGUUCCGGCUCCGGCUCCGGUCAAGUUUGGAAUCAAAGUUCAAGCUCCACUUCUAAAUCCUCCACUUCUAAAUCAAGCUCUGCUUCUAUAUAUUCCUUAAACAAGGAUCAACAACCAAAGAAAGAUGCCUCCUUUUUUGGUUUUUUAGCUAGGGUUUUGACCUGUACGGGUGAUAUUGCUGCUGUUGAUGAAGAUCAUCAUCCACCUCCUACAAUUCAAUCUUUCACACAUACUUCUGUAGAGAGCAACAAAAUACUCUAUCACUCGAAUUCCACUAUAUCUUCUAAGGCAUCUGAGGGGCCACAUGGCACAGGCACAGAUGAGUUAUCUUUUCAAGAUAUUUGCAAAGCAACUGGAAAUUUCUCCGCUGCAAAUAUAAUUGGGGAAGGCGGAUUUGGGGUCGUUUAUAAGGGAACACUGAAGAAUGGGUCCGUCAUUGCCGUAAAGCGUGCGAAAAAGAACAAUUAUGACACAGGGACACCAAUGGAGUUCAAAAACGAAAUACUAACAUUAUCAAAGAUCGAGCAUCUAAAUCUAGUUAGAUACUAUGGAUAUAUAGAGCACGCAGAUGAGCGUCUUAUCCUGGUAGAAUAUGUUCCAAAUGGAAAUCUUCGUGAACAUAUAGAUGGUAAACGUGGAAACGGGCUUGAAAUCGGAGAACGUCUAGACAUUAUGAUCGAUGUAGCUCAUGCAGUUACAUAUUUGCAUGCAUAUACAGAUCAACCGAUAAUACACAGAGAUAUAAAAUCAUCGAACAUACUGAUUACGGAUAAACUGCGCGCAAAAGUGGCUGAUUUUGCGUUGGCGCGUAUAAAAGUUGAAGAUGACGCCACUCAUAUUUCGACUCAAGUCAGAGGAACUGCAGGCUACAUGGAUCCUGAAUACAUCAGUACAUACCAACUUACUGAUAGAAGCGAUGUUUAUUCAUUUGGCGUUGUGCUUGUCGAACUUGUGACUGGAAGAUUACCGAUCGAGUUACACAAACCGACAAAUGAGAGAUUUACAACAAAAUGGGCAUUGCAAAGACUAAAAGGAGGGGAGGUUGUGCUGGCAAUGGAUCCAAAGCUAAGGAGGAACCCGGCAUCACUGAUGGUGAUUGAAAAGGUUUUGAGACUAGCGAGACAAUGUUUGGCCCCCACGAAGCAACCUAGACCGUCGAUGAAGAAAUGUGCAGAAAUCUUGUGGAAGAUUAGAAAAGAUUUCCAUGAGCAUAAUGAUGUUAUGGCGGCCGCAAACCAUUCUGUACAGGUGCCAGAAAUCGAUGCUCGAAAGAAUCGUCGUGAGUUUUUUGGUAUUGAAGAUGAUAGCAGCAGCAACCAAAGGUUUCAAUCCGCGUAAAGAGGUUUUGUAUGUAGAAGAUUAUUCAAUUGUGUCUGUAUUUUGCAAUCAUAUGUUUUCUUUAGUUGUUUACACAUACAUGUAUAUCUUUUUGGUGAUGGUAUUCUGGUUGAUUAUUAAUUCUACACAAAAUAUAUAUAAGUUUUGUAUGUU
This is a messenger RNA of Helianthus annuus (common sunflower), 1686 nucleotides long. RefSeq names its product calmodulin-binding receptor-like cytoplasmic kinase 2. The record is from RefSeq and is a predicted model, not a curated record. Gene Ontology annotation, molecular function: protein kinase activity; ATP binding. Gene Ontology annotation, biological process: protein phosphorylation. The transcript has 6 exons. Bases 157 to 1533 code for a protein of 458 amino acids. NCBI's taxonomy places the organism in Eukaryota, Viridiplantae, Streptophyta, Magnoliopsida, Asterales, Asteraceae.